UGGAGAUUUUCUCUGAUUAACGGGACAGAGGUGAAUUAUUCCAUGUCGUAUAUGCGCUGAAGCAGGAGGAAAUAAAAUGAAUAUGCAACACAGCCGUGGCAUAAACAGCGCUAAAAAACAAUCUUGCCAUCCUUGUUAAACAGACACGUGUGCGUUUCUUUUGAGCUUUUUGGACUUUUUGGAUAUACGGUUCAGUUUAGGAAUAACUUUGUUGGAUUUUACAGUCACUACUGCGAGAACGUAAUUCUUCAGGAUGGAUUACGAACAAUGCUACUACAACGAAACCAUAGCCUUUUUUUAUAACAAAAGUGGAAAGUAUCUUGCAACAGAAUGGAAUACAGUAAGCAAGCUAGUCAUGGGACUUGGGAUUACAGUAUGCAUUUUUAUUAUGCUAGCGAACUUGCUUGUGAUGGUGGCCAUCUACAAAAACCGCCGAUUUCAUUUUCCAAUCUACUACCUAAUGGCUAACCUAGCGGCUGCGGACUUCUUUGCAGGACUUGCCUACUUCUACUUGAUGUUUAACACGGGACCCAAUACAAGAAGGCUGACGGUCAGCACGUGGUUGUUGCGCCAAGGUCUAAUCGAUACAAGCCUAACAGCGUCAGUUGCUAACUUGCUAGCUAUAGCCAUUGAGCGUCACAUCACUGUUUUCCGCAUGCAGCUCCACACUCGCAUGAGUAAUCGACGAGUAGUUGUUGUUAUUGUAAUCAUCUGGACCAUGUCUAUAAUAAUGGGGGCCAUACCUAGCGUGGGAUGGAACUGCAUCUGUGACAUUAGUACCUGCUCCAACAUGGCACCUCUCUACAGUAAUUCCUACCUGGGCUUUUGGGUGAUCUUCAACCUGCUUACAUUUGUGGUGAUGGUUGUUCUUUAUGCCCACAUAUUCAUGUACGUACGCCAGCGGACCAUGAGGAUGUCACGGCAUAGCUCGGGUCAACGACGCAACAGAGAUACUAUGAUGAGCUUGCUGAAGACGGUAGUGAUUGUGUUGGGUGCCUUCAUUGUGUGCUGGACGCCUGGUUUGGUCCUUCUCUUGCUGGAUGUGGUGUGCAAAGAUUGCAAUGUUCUGAUCUUUGAGAAAUUCUUCCUGCUAUUAGCAGAAUUCAACUCCGCCAUGAACCCGAUCAUAUAUUCCUACCGGGACAAGGAGAUGAGUGUCACAUUCAAACAGAUCCUGUGCUGUCAACGGCAGGAGAAUGUGAAUGGUACAACAGAGGGUUCAGACCGGUCUGCAUCCUCCAUUAACCACACCGUCCUGAGUGGAGCUCACCACAAUGACCAUUCAGUGGUCUGAGGUUCAACAGCGGCCAGGAUCCUCUUAGAUAAAGCAAGAAAAUGACUGUGAAGGUAUUUUUUAUCAGCUAAAGACUUUUUCAGCUUACAAGGUUUUUUUUUGUUAGUCUGUUUUUUUGUAUGUUUUGAUAAUACAAGUAUAUUAAACUAUUUAAAGGCUAAUCCAAGAGGUUUUUAAGUAUCCAGUUUAACACGAAUUAUGUUUGCUCCUAUAAUGCCUUAAAGAUGAAAAAAGUUUGAUGAGCAUUUAGACUAGUUGUAAUUGUUGACCAAAUUGUUGCAAAACAAGGAUGAAUUUUGUGUAUUGUGUACAGCAGGUGUUAAAGUGACGGAUGUUGUCAAGUGCCCAGUGAAUCUGUUUAGCUAAUUUACUCUAGAAAGAAAUAGUGCACUUGAGGGACCACUGGGAAAUCAUUUUAGGUGAUCUAUGUAAACUACUUGAUGUUGGCUUGAUUUGUUUUGUUGUUGCAUAGUUUGUUUUGCACUGGCAGUUCAACCUACGAUGACAGUAUAAUGUCGGUGGAUUAAACACUUUCUAGGUGGAUCUGACUGACCAUUUGAAAAACUGAAGUAACUAAUCAUGAUAAUAAAUGGCAUGGUGCAAAAUUGAGGCCCCCAUUCAAUUUCUCGAAAUCUUUCACAUUUAGAUCACCUAUGAAUAGUAAUUUGGUGGAUAAUACUUUGAAAGUAUAACAUAUAGAUAAAGUUUGUCUGGAUGUCACAACUGAACAUUUUAACAAAUUGGGUAUCUCUUAGAUUCUGAGAUUAUACAUCAGUUUACUAUGACUAUGUGUAGUAAACUUCAUAUUAUUAUGCUAGUUUAGCAGGCUAAUUGUAUACUUUGUUUACUCAUUGUAUUUGUCACUCUUUUGCCAUCUCAGUUUUAAAAAUAAGAUUGCAGGUUACUUUACAGGUUUUACUUUACUUUACUUUUUUACUACUGGGGUUGAAGUUAAAUGGUAUCAAACCAAACGCAAAUUUUUACCGACAGUUUUGAACACUGUUUUUUUUUAUACUUGCUCAGUAGAUAAUGUUUGUGCAUUUUAACCACAAAAAGUUACAAAUCGCAGCUUUAAUAUUUCUAAACAGCAUGUUUUUUAAGUUAGGGCCUUACAUUCAUCAGAUGUAUUUGUUGAUUGGUCAAUGGGUGUUUUAGUUUAGAUGAGGGCUGGAUUCUCACUGUACAAUGGUUCUUAAAUAUCUGUGUGAAGCUGGGUGUUCUUCUGUAACUCAACAUAAUGCUUUUAUAGACAAACAUAUGCCAUUGUUUAAUUAAUAUUUGUAAUAGGCAACCCCAUUGAACCUCAAAGCUGCCUGGUCGCAUUGCUAGUGACACUAUGUCCCUUAUCUAAACUAGAACAUAAGCUUUACAUUUGAGGCAUUUUUAUAUAUGAUUUCAGGGAAUAAUCAAAUACCUUUUUUAUUCAAAGACUGAUCAGGUUGCCUUUGAUGCCACUUUGCUAAAACACAAAAUAAAAGUAAAAUAUAGGAUAGCAAAUUUAGAAUCCAUAUUAUUUUUGUAGACAUCCAUUUUGUGGCCACGGAACUGGGUGUUCAUUAUAAAGAACAAAUACCUUGUGGCACGGCCAUAAUUCAGAUGAAAUAUAGUCAUGUUGGGAAAAAGUGGUAUGGUUAAACAUGACGGAAAUUAAAUUAUGUCUGUACUUUAUAUACCAGUGUAUGUACUGUACGUAUGUAUAUAAUAUGUGUAUAUAUUCAUGUAUGUUAAUCAAAAAGGGAAUGUUUAUUGUUUAAAGUUAAUCAUUUUGAGUAAAUGUAUAGCUACUUUAGACCUUUUUGUAAACUUUUCUUGAAAAUCUAAUUGAAACUUUUUUGGCCAAACAUGAAAGAAUUGCUAGAUUUCAGAGCUCAAUACCAAAUGUACUGUAUUUGCAUACCCUUCCUUAAAAUAUCUCAAAUCUGAAAUAUCUUAUUCCAUGAGAUAACAAAAUAUCAAACCAAGUGAGAUUUAUAUUUUGAAGAAAAAACACAAUCAUGCUUUUCAAACAGAACUUAAACUUUGUCAAACAUUAAUGGGAUGAAUUACCUGUGUGAAUGUGAGGAGAUCUGAAAUCAAACUAGAAAAUCAACAUUCAAAUACUAAAGAAUUACAUUGACACCAGUUCAUUAGGAGAAAAAAGCUCAUAAUUGGUUUGCCUCUUACUUUGGUAUUUUGUCACCUAAUACAAUUGCAUUCAUUGCAGAUAUUUUGGGGAAACUGUAAAAGAAUCCAAUAUAAAUAAUCCAUUUAAUUUGCUUAAGGAAAAAUCUCAGGAAAUAAUCUCCUGUUUAAAACUGAGGUGAAAUGGGAAUGGCAGCAAAAUGACACUAAAUGUAAAUGUUUAUGUGACGAGGGAGGCGGGACUAGAGCCGUGAGAGAAGAAGCCAGGCUGGUGGUGCCAGUGAUAAUGAGUGUCAGCUGUGCGUUACACUGGUCUUGCUUCUUCUCUCAGCUCUUGUCCCGCCUCCCUCAUUACAGUUUAUUAAUGAUCUUAUCAAUAACAGUGUUAUUUUAACUUGUGUUUAAAACAGUAUUAUGCUAAAUGAGGAUGAGACUGAAAUUUGAAGACUUGCACUCUGAAAUAAAUUGAGGACUUUUGGCUGAGAUGCUUUUAUUUUCCAUAACAGUAUUGCUAAUUUUCACACAACAGCAAAUUGUAACAUUUUCGUAAGUUGGAUGGUGAAAGUAUGUGAUUUAUCUUACAAGGAAAACAAUGUAUAAAACUUCUUGUUUUUAGUCAUGUUUUGUUACCAAGCAACUAAUGGUUCAAAGUUAGUUGUGAAAUUGUAGGCUAAGCAGUGUUGUGCGUCAGAUCACAGCCAUUAAAAAAGACAGCUGUGUGUGACGGGUCAUGGGCCAUUGGUUCAUUCUUGGUUGAAAACAGCAAUGGACUUACUGAUCAUUUCAGAAAAUGUGACCAUAUUCAAAGGUUCCACUUGGUUUCAUUCCUUGUAAUGUCUCUGUAUUCUGAUUUUUUUUUCAGAACUUCUGUAUGGUAACAUUUACUUAACAAUGUCAUGCAAUAAACAAAGCUCCUUUAAAUAAAUGUGCAUAUCCAUCCCAUCUUGAUCUGGCAUGCAUUAUUUAAAUAUUAUAAGAAAUUUCUUUUUAUAUGUUUAUUUAAGUUUAAAAUGCUACUUAAUGAUAAAUAAUAAGUAGAAUGCGUAUGCUGACACAGUGUUAUUGCGCAAAUAAAAAAUCAUUCCAUAAUGUCAUGGUUUACAGAUUUUGAAAGAUUUUCCACAUUUCAUGCAAAGGAAAUCCUUGUCCAAAGAAAGAAGAUGAGUGAUUUAUGCAUUAUAAUGGAUCUAAAUUUUUCCAGCCGUAAAGAACAUGGUUAAAUCUGUUAAACAAUUGUGAAAAUGACUGGUAUGUGAAAGAGAUUCCACAGGACAAUUGGACUACAGUUUUACUUGUAUAUAGCCAAGUUCAUAAACCGGAGCAGCUGGGAUAGGAAUUCCUUUGUGUUUACGUUACUCUUAAGUCAUUUCUGAUAUCGGACAUGGAGUAUUUCAAACAACUUAAGUGAAGCUGUGACAGAACGGCGUUCUUCCCAUUUAUCAGCAAUAGGAAGACCAGAUAUUAUGUUGUAAAGCUACAACCCCGCAGUAGAUCAAAAUACAAGGCAGGCACUGUAGCUGGUCAAAAUAUCCACAGCGUUCAUUUCCAAAACUAACCUUACAAAUCAUAAAACUUCAAACUUGGAUAAAAGUAUAUACUCGCAUGCAAUAAUGGCUUCCCUGUUAAGCUUUUACUACAAAAUACAUGAAGGGGUCCAAGAACUAAUAUUCCUUGUUUUAGGAGACCACAGCUAUACCAGGUUUUUCAACCAAGUCCAAAAUAAACUAACCAAAAUGGAAACAGUCAAACUUCUGUCUACUUUUCAGGUUCAUACCAAUCCACCCUCUCACUCAAAGACCCUGUGUCAGACUCUGAGAAGUAAACAUGAGUAAAAAGAAUAAAACAACAAAAAUGUUAGAUAGGCAGGGCUGUGUUCCUGUGCCUCAAAUGAUUGUAUUGCAUUAGUGUAAAAGUUGAUAAAUGUAAAUCAUAAGUGCACUGUUAUUCGUUUGGAAACAAACAAACAAAUUAGUAGUAAAUAAAUCAAUAUAAUAAGCGUUAGUCCAUGUUUCAUUGAAAUAUAACGUGUAAAUUU
Molecule: messenger RNA, 5450 nt
Organism: Triplophysa rosa
Lineage: Eukaryota; Metazoa; Chordata; Actinopteri; Cypriniformes; Nemacheilidae
Gene: lpar1
Product: lysophosphatidic acid receptor 1
Exons: 3
Coding region: 254-1294 (346 amino acids)
Biological process (GO): phospholipase C-activating G protein-coupled receptor signaling pathway; neurogenesis
Cellular component (GO): membrane
Molecular function (GO): lysophosphatidic acid receptor activity
Source: RefSeq, a predicted model, not a curated record